This is a messenger RNA of Durusdinium trenchii, 1631 nucleotides long. The record is from the annotation of a GenBank genome assembly. Lineage: Eukaryota; Dinophyceae; Suessiales; Symbiodiniaceae.
AUGACCCUAGGUUUCUUCUCAGCUGUGAUUGAGGGAGACAUUGGAAAGUUGUCCACAGUGGUUGAAUUGUUCGAGGCCUAUCCCAGAUCCACAUGCGUCGCCCUUGGCUUCAGCUGCCAACCCUUCAGCCAUGCUGGAGAUCAGAGAGCUGGUCCUGACGAGAGGGCACUGUCGUUGCCCCAUGCUUUGUUCUUCAGUUGGGUGACUCAGGCACCAGCCAUCGUGAUUGAAUGUGUUUGCGAAGCGGCUUCAUCAGCCUUUGUCAAACAAGUAUUACAGGCCUUCACCAGUGUCACUCGAUAUGAGAAAAGCGAGACGAUCAUGGACCUGUCUUCCAUGUGGCCAUCCAAGAGGAAACGUUGGUGGUUGGUGCUGACGGUGAUCUCUCCGACAGUGAAGUACUCCAUCCUCCCGCUGCCUGAUCAUCAUUUUCAGGCCACAGGAGCGAUUUCUGGCUUUAGGAUGUCCAAGCGUAAGUUGCAGGAUCCUGCCCCUACCCCUGUGCCACGAUCAGGGGAUUCGUCCGAGUUGCAAUCAGCAUCAGUGAUCCCAAUUCCUAGAGAGCCAAUUUCGCAGGAUGGGGUUUCGCAUGCCCGAGUCUUGAAGCCUUUCGUUCGUGCUAGUGCACCAGAGGAGUUCGUUGAUUCGUCGAUCAGCAUUAUCCGUGUAUGUGACAACAGUGUUCAAGCAAUCAAGACCAAGGGAACAAUUUCAGUUGCCAGCUUCUUGAGAGCUGAAACCGCCAUCUCAGGGUGCAGGGGUCAAGUAUUCGAUAUUUUGGGCUGUCGCCUGACUGAUGAGGCAUUGCUUGAUCCAGGAAGCUUCUAUGUGUACACUGAGAGUGAUCAAAUCCCUGAGGCAAUGACUUCAAGAAUCACUUGGCUUUCUGCCAAUGGUGCCAGAGUUGCAGUUGAUGAGAUGGAAUUCUACAUCCGCACAGUGUCUACCACCUUCAAGAUGCCUUGGGUUCCUCCAAUGAUCAUUGAGGAUUUGGCCUCUGCGCCGACCAUUUCGGCAGCUUGGCUCUCUGAAGUUUCGGGCGCUCUUGAUGAGUCUGGCAUCGUUUCGGCCAUUCUGGCUAAUGGACAUUGGAUGCCUGUGAUCGUUCACCAGGCUCCCCAUGGCAAAACAAGGUUCAUCGUCACGCAAGCUGAUGCCUCGUUGUGGCCUUCUUUAUUUGAUCAGCAAACACGGGUCGAGCACUUCAUGCAUGUUUCCGCCAUGGGGCAGGAAUUUCCUCAUGAUUGGGUCUUUCGGCAGCAGAAUGGAGGUGAGCUUCCUCAGCUGAAAAUCAAUCAGAUCUCUCCCACUGCAGCAGGAUUGGCCUUGCUAGUCAUCUCGCCUAGCAAGUACUUGCUGGAUAAGUUUGGGGAGCUCAUUCGCUUUCCUGUGGUUUGCGUGCGGAGCCAAUGCUGGUCUCCGCACUGCUUCUGCAAAAGGACCUCGGCAAUUGAAUCGGUGUUGAAGCAGUCGGGAUCGCAUGGAUGCUACAUCGAGAUCAGAGCACCUGACGGGAAGAGAGAUGAUGUCAAUCACUACACGGUCUGGCUUCCGCGAAAGUCGUUGAGAGAGGCCCAAGCUGAGCAAGCCGCCAUCAAAGAGCCGUCCGCCAUCAUUCGUGUGGGGCACAG